AUGAUUGAAGACGAGAAAAAGGACGUCGCUGUUUUUGGUGAGCGCAUUCACUGGAACGAUGACGACGAAGCCGGUCGCGUUUCGCGUCAUGGUGAGCGGCGCUCUCGUAGACGGUCUCGGUCUCGCUCGAGGGAUUCGUUGAGUAUCCAUCGAGCGGGCUCGAGAAAUCGCGCUGAUCCGUCGCUUGUUCUACCUGUCACCUAUCGUACAGUCUCAUUCAAUAUCGAGGAGUCCAAGGGGAAAGAACAAGCUGAACUAGCCAAGGCGAAAGACGUCACUACAAAAGCUUUGACGGACCUAGAGUGGCAUACCAUCGCGCCCUUCGACGUCGAAAAGCGCCUUACUACUUCAUCCACCGCUGGCCUUUCCACCGAACAAGCUGAGAGAAGACAACGCGAAUAUGGCAGAAACGCGCCAUCUCCUGCUAAGACGCAUUGGUUCAGAACAAUCUUUCUCUACUUCUUCGGCGGCUUUGGAAGUAUUCUUCUCACAGGCUGUAUUCUCGUCUUUGUCUCGUGGAAGCCAUUGGGUGAUCCUCCUGCUGUUGCCAACCUCGCCCUCGCUAUUGUGCUCCUCGCCGUGUUCUUCAUCCAAGCCCUCUUCAACAUGUUUCAGGACUGGUCUACAUCACGUACCAUGUCCUCCAUCAAGAACAUGCUUCCCGAAGAAGGUCACGUUAUUCGCGAUGGUAAUCUCGUCGAUCUCAACGCUGCAGAAAUCGUUCCAGGCGAUGUCAUCAAGGUCAAGGCUGGUAACAAGCUACCCGCUGAUAUCCGCUUGAUCGAAGCUUCUUCUGACGUUAAAUUUGAUCGUUCUGUUCUCACUGGAGAGUCUAAGCCUGUGGCGGGUACUGUGGACCAUACUGAUACCAAUUAUCUUGAGACGCAUAACAUUGUUGCUACUGGUGAUAGGACGGUGUUUGGACGGAUCGCGAGUUUGACGAAUGAGCCGAAAGUACAGAUGACGACGCUUGAGAAGGAAGUCCUUUACUUUGUCAUCAUCAUUGCUAGUAUCAUGAUCAGUAUGAUCGCUGUUGUCUGCAUCAUUUGGGGCGCGUUUCUGAAAAAGAAGCAUCCUGACUUCAUCAACGUACCAACCCUCAUCGUCAACUGCGUCAGCGUCGCCAUAGCUUUCAUCCCCGAAGGUCUCCCCAUCUCCAUCACAGCUGGUCUCACCAUCACCGCCAACCUUAUGAAGAAGAACAAGAUUCUUUGCAAGUCCCUCAAGACUGUCGAGACGCUUGGAUCUGUUUCUGUAAUUUGCUCUGACAAGACCGGUACCCUGACUACUGCCAAGAUGGCUGUCUCUGACUGUGCAGUCGGAGGACUCAACAUGACCAUUGAGAAUGCUCGCGGCAAAUUCGGCCAGUCUAAAUCUACCACCCACCCGAUCAUCCAACUCCGUGCUUUAGCUGCUCUUUGCAACGCAUCUGAAUUUGAUGCCGCUACAAAGGAUGCCCCGCUGGCUGACAGAAGAAUCUUUGGUGAUGCGACUGAUCAAGCAGUCCUCCGAUUCGCCGAGUUUGUUGACCCAAGUAGCGUUGAUUACCUCCGUGCUUGCUGGAACAAGAUUUAUGAUCUUGCUUUCAACAGUAAGAACAAAUUCAUGAUCCGUUGCUUCUCCUGCACCAGGACCGAGGCUGUACCUGCUACGCUUAGCAAGGAGACUGCGUUCAACACCGAUGAUAUCCUCCUGACCAUCAAGGGUGCUCCUGAUGUUCUUAUCGGUCGCUGCUCGCACUAUGUUUCUGAACAUGGCGAAACUAUCCCUCUCAAUGCGGCCAUGCGAGCGACGGUGGAGCAGCUGAAGAACACGUACUCUUCACAAGGUAAACGAUGCUUGUUGCUCGCUCGCAAGAUCAUCAAGAGUAGCGACUUGCCUAACAAUCGGGAGACGAGUGAGUUCGAGCAUGCAGUCACACGGGAGUCCAAUACUGGUCUUACUUUGGUCGGAAUGGUCGCCAUCGUGGAUCCCCUUAGGCAUGACAUUCCUCAUGUCGUGAGCACAUUGCGCGGCGCUGGUAUUCGUAUCGCUAUGGUCACUGGUGAUUUUGCCCUCACAGCCCUAGCCAUCGCCCGCGAAGCUGGCAUCGUAAGCUCCCAAACCGUCGACGACAGCACAGCUCUCCAGCGCUACAGCCCUGACGACACCAAAGACUCACCAAUCUCCCAUCUUGGCGCCAUCGUCCUCAGCGGUCCGGAACUCAUGUCUCUGAACGAGCAUCAGUGGGAGACACUAACUCACUACGAGGAGAUUGUGUUUGCGCGAACAACGCCCGAACAAAAACUUCGAAUCGUGCGUGAGUUCCAGAAGGGCAAUGUUGUAGCCAUGACGGGCGAUGGUGUCAAUGAUGCACCAUCACUGAGGGCUGCUGAUGUUGGUAUCUCGAUGGGUAGUGGCUCGGAUAUAGCUAUGGAGGCGGCUGAUAUGGUGUUGCUGGAUACUUUCUCUUCUAUCAUUAUUGCUGUGCAGUAUGGCCGUGUUGUGUUUGACAAUCUCAAGAAGGUCAUCUCCUACCUCUUGCCUGCUGGCUCUUUCUCCGAGUUCUGGCCCGUCAUGGCCUUUGUCGCCUUUGGCUUACCCCAAGCUCUCUCUUCAUUCCUCAUGAUCAUCAUCUGCUGCUUCACCGACUGCGCCGCCGCCACAAUGCUAUCCUACGAAAAGCCCGAAGCUGACGUCCUUACCCGUCCCCCACGCAACAUCAAGAAAGAUCGUCUUGUCAACUGGCAGCUCAUCCUCCAAGCAUACGGAGUCAACGGCGUCCUCCAAACAGUCGCAUCCUUCGCCAUGGCAUUCUGGUAUCUCCAGCGUCAAGGCAUUCCCUUUAGCGAGCUCUGGUUCAGCUUCGGAAAGCUCCCUGCUGGUAUCGAUCCAGACUACUACCUGGCCAAGACCAACGAGGCCUCGUCUAUCUACUUUGUCAACCUUGUUGUGAUGCAGUGGUUCAAUCUGAUGGCGACUAGAACUCGUCGACUCAGUAUCUUCCAGCAUCCUCCUCUGUUCAACCUGAACACGCAGAACUGGUACCUGUUCCCUGCGAUUAUCUUUUCGCUUGCUAUGGCUAUCUUCUGGCUGUACAUCCCGCCUCUGCAGCCUGUUCUUGGAACUACGCCUGUACCCGUUGAACACUGGUUUCUUCCUUUUGCUAUUGGUAUUUUCCAGCUUUUGCUAGAUGAGGCUCGCAAGUUUGGUGUCCGGAAAUGGCCUCAUGGAAUACUGGCCAAGUUGGCUUGGUAA
Molecule: messenger RNA, 3237 nt
Organism: Fusarium musae
Lineage: Eukaryota; Fungi; Ascomycota; Sordariomycetes; Hypocreales; Nectriaceae
Exons: 11
Coding region: 1-3237 (1078 amino acids)
Biological process (GO): proton transmembrane transport; intracellular sodium ion homeostasis; potassium ion import across plasma membrane
Cellular component (GO): membrane
Molecular function (GO): ATP hydrolysis activity; ATP binding; P-type sodium:potassium-exchanging transporter activity
Source: RefSeq, a predicted model, not a curated record